Molecule: messenger RNA, 993 nt
Organism: Emiliania huxleyi CCMP1516
Lineage: Eukaryota; Haptophyta; Isochrysidales; Noelaerhabdaceae
Exons: 2
Molecular function (GO): protein binding
Source: RefSeq, a predicted model, not a curated record
AAAAACCAACCAUGAAUGUGGACGAGCUCCCAGCCGCCGCCUCCUCGGCCUUCGUGGACGUCCUCUCCGUCGUGCUGCGCCACGCGGACUGGCGAGCGCGCGGUGCUGCGCCUGCUGUCUGCUGCUCGUGGCGCCAGGCGCUCAAAGGCGAGGCGCACUGGCGAGCGAUGUGCCUCAGGCUUCGCGACGAGUGCCUCCUCUUUGUGCCCGAGGGUUUUCGCCCGAGCGUCGACUGGCGAGCUCAUUUUCACGAGCUCUGGCGCCGGCGCAACCUGUGGGAGCCAGACGGCGGCUCGGUGCCGGCGGAGGCCUUCUCGGUGAGCGUGUGCGCUCGCUUCCGGCCGACGGUAAAAACCGCGGGCGGCAGCGACGCGGCCGGUGCGGGCGACGCGAUGACGAUGCCCUUUCACCAGCGCGUCGCGGUGGUGCGCGCCAAGCACGGCUGCUCGCAGGCCAAGGCGAUGAAGCUGGUGAUGAUGCGGGAGGCCAAGUCCGGCGCGAGCAAAUCCGACCCGUGGUCGACGGACGUCGCGGUGGCGCAGCGGCCGUCCGACGCCUCGCUUGCCGCGCUCGAGGCGCAGCGCCAGGCGGCGGCGGCGGCGCACCUCGCCGCCGUCGACGACGAGCAGGUUGCGCGCAGCCAGCACCUCAAGCCCCACCUGUACGGACGGCUGCGCAAGAAGGGGCGGCCAGGCGAGGCGGCGGGCGGAGAGAGCUCUUCCUCCUGCGCCGCCGGCGGGCGGUGCAGCGCAGCCGAGGCGGCGGUGCAGCAGGUCGAAGAAGUGGAGGGUAGCGCCGGCAUCGUGCAGGUGACACCCCUGCACCCGGGCACGGGCGAGCCGGAGGUGUGCGCCUUCUUCGACACGCUGGCGGGAGGAGAGGCGCGCGGCGUCCAGCCCGUCUCCGUCCACCUCGUGCGUGCGCACCCCUCCCUCGCCCGGCGUCGGGGGGCGUUUGUCGUCUUUCCCAGCUCCGAGCAGGCCGACCUUAGUU